This is a messenger RNA of Benincasa hispida (wax gourd), 2005 nucleotides long. RefSeq names its product phosphate transporter 4;5 (gene PHT4;5). Gene Ontology annotation, biological process: transmembrane transport. The record is from RefSeq and is a predicted model, not a curated record. Gene Ontology annotation, molecular function: transmembrane transporter activity. NCBI's taxonomy places the organism in Eukaryota, Viridiplantae, Streptophyta, Magnoliopsida, Cucurbitales, Cucurbitaceae.
AACCAUGGCCGCACCUUCAUUCCACGUCUUUCCUUCUUCAUCUUCCCGCUAAAAAGGAAAGAAAAGAGAAAACCCACUUCACCCCUCACUUUUCUCCCCAUAACUCAAAACCCCAAUGGCGAAAUUCUCAACUCGACCCCAUAAUAGCCCUUUUCUCCCUCACCCCACUAACCCCCGCAGUUCAAUUUUCCACUCAGUUUCACCCACUCGCUUGAUUUCUCAAUCCCAUCUCCUUCGAUUAAGCCUCCGUGUUUGUUGUAGCAUCAAGGAGAAAGAAAAUGUCAAAGGCAAUGAAGAAAUUCCCCCUGUUCUUUCUGGCUUGCGAGUCGAUGCAUCGGAGCGAACUAGGUCUAUUUCGAAAUCUGAAAACGAUUUGAGCUCUGGAAAUGGGAUUGAUGAAGUGGGGUUUGAUUCGAAUUGGCCGCCGUGGAGGAAUGUUCCUGAUAGAUAUAAAUUGAUUGGUACUACGGCGCUUGCGUUCGUUAUUUGCAACAUGGAUAAGGUGAAUUUAAGUGUUGCUAUAAUUCCAAUGUCGCAUCAAUUUGGGUGGAAUUCUUCUGUGGCUGGAUUGGUUCAGUCAUCUUUCUUUUGGGGUUAUGCUUUGAGCCAGUUGCCUGGUGGGUGGCUUGCCAAGAUAUUUGGUGGGAGAAAAGUUUUGGAGAUCGGAGUACUGACAUGGUCGCUAGCUACCGCGCUUGUUCCAUUUCUUGCUGGAUAUAUGCCUGGGUUGAUUUUUUCCAGAAUUUUGGUUGGCAUCGGAGAAGGGGUUUCACCAUCAGCUGCAACUGACCUUAUUGCAAGGUCAAUUCCUCUACAGGAACGCUCACGGGCAGUCGCAUUUGUUUUUGGUGGGCUGAGUGUAGGAAGCGUUUCUGGACUUCUUUUGGCUCCUUCUCUCAUCCAAAAUUUUGGUUGGGAAUCUGUGUUCUACAUUUUUGGCUUUCUGGGGAUAGCUUGGUUUGCAGGAUUUCAGUUUCUGGAUGGGCAACCGUCAGUACCCCUUAAAUCCAUUUCAGCUGUAUCCGAAUCCGAGUCUGAGUCCGGGUUCCCCACAAAGAAAUCAACAAAACCCUUCAAACUCCAACAACUACCUGCUGCACUCAAGGAAGUACCAUGGAGGGGAUUUUUGGAGUAUCCACCAGUAUGGGCAAUGAUAUAUACUCAUUUCUGUGGGAGUUGGGGUCACUACACUUGUCUCUCUUGGCUUCCUACUUAUUUUAGCGAGGAGUUGAACCUUAAUUUGACUGAAGCAGCUUGGGUAUCCAUCCUGCCACCCCUGGCUUCAAUCUUCGUGACAAGUGUUGCAUCGCAGUUAGCUGACAACUUAAUUUCCAAUGGUGUCGAUACCACAGCAGUAAGAAAGAUUUGCCAAACAAUUGCCUUUGUGUCUCCAGCAGUUUGCAUGACUUUGUCCUCUGUUGAUUUAGGAUUGCCACCUUGGGAGGUAGUAGGAAUUCUAACCAGUGGUUUGGCCCUCUCUAGUUUUGCAUUAUCAGGACUCUACUGUACUCAUCAAGAUAUGUCACCUGAAUAUGCAAGUGUCCUUUUGGGCAUUACGAAUACCGUUGGAGCAAUACCCGGUAUCGUUGGAGUUGCACUCACUGGCUUUCUUCUUGAUUCAACCCAUUCUUGGAGUAUCUCAUUGUUUGCCCCAUCAAUCUUCUUCUACUUGACCGGGACAAUUGUUUGGUUGGUCUUCGCUAGCAGUAAACCUAAAAACUUUUCGAAGAAUGAAUAGUGUUAGAUUACACGAAUGUGCUGAGGAGAACUCCAAUACAAGCCAUCAACUGCAUUUCAUAUCAGGUUCUUCAGUUGUAUAUCUGUAGUGAAUACAUGUAUGAUUCCCCACAAAGAAGCAUUAUUACUGAUCAUGUAAAGAUUUUGUCUUCUUAUUGUUAGUCAGAGUGAUCCUGCCAAAGUUGCAUAUGUUCUGUAAAAUUUGUAUCUUCUGCCUAUAGUGCUAUCUACGGCUAUGGAUUGAUUUUCCGUGGUCAAUGUUGAUCCA